UCCAACGCACUACUUUUCUUUUUUGUGCCCACUCGUCACAAUUACAAAUCUCCUCUUGACCAUUGUGCGAAAGAGAAGAGGACAAAAGCGGACGAGUUUUCAUUGUGCGGCAAACUGUCCGCAGACUCUCUUCCUCUUUGUUCCGCUAGUCAGUGUGUGGAUGAAUGGAGGACAAAAAGAAAAGUGGUUGCGCGCGCACCCCGAUGGACAGGGGCACUCGGAGCACCCCUGAGCGCUGCCGCCCUCAAUCGUCACCGCGCCACCAGACCUAGCUACACGGACUUGUGCCGCGCGCGCCACCCACACUAAGGCUGCUGGAGGGCGGAGGUGUGAGAUAUGAAGUCUGGCCAACAGUUCGUUGAUUGUCGCUGCCGAGAGAGCCACUUUUAGUCGUCGGUUUGCUGCAGCCUUUGCCAACCCUCAAGGGGUUGACAGUGCAUAUAUGGAGGGCAACAACAGCACCACCAUUGUGUUGGACGGCGGGGGUGGCGAGGACCCUGAUGCGGACGACCCCUUCUCCCUUCUCUUUCUAAUUUUCCUUGGCACAUUGAUUGUCCUGCUAAUCACAUUGUCAAUCGCCGGAAACGCUCUAGUCUGCGCUGCAAUCUUCACAGACCGCAGUUUGCGCAAAAUCGGCAACCUUUUCCUCGCCUCCCUGGCGAUCGCCGACGCCUUCGUCGCCGCCCUCGUGAUGACCUUCGCUGGGGUCAACGACCUGCUCGGCUACUGGCCGUUCGGGGCUCAGUUUUGCGACACUUGGGUCGCCUUCGACGUCAUGUGCUCGACGGCGUCCAUUCUCAACUUGUGCGCCAUCUCCCUGGACCGGUACAUCCACAUAAAGGACCCUCUGCGUUACGGCCGCUGGGUCACUCGGAGGGUGGUUUGCGCCCUGAUUGCCGGAGUGUGGCUUUUGGCCGCCCUGAUUAGUUUCGUGCCCAUCUCCUUCAACCUCCACCGGCCACCUUUGAGCGAGUUGGUCCCGGUGACAGCUGAUGGCCUGCCGACCUGCGCUCUUGACCUGACACCCACCUACGCUGUUGUCUCCUCAUGCAUCAGUUUUAUUGUGCCCUGCGUCGUCAUGGUCGGCAUUUACAUUCGGCUUUACUUGUACGCACAGCGCCACGUCAAGAGCAUUCGCGCGGUGACGCGGCCGAUGCACGUGAAUGGCGCCGCUGUGGCGCCGCCGUGCCACGUGUCAGACCACAAAGCGGCCAUCACAGUCGGCAUCAUCAUGGGCGUGUUCCUCGUCUGCUGGGUUCCUUUCUUCGUGGUCAACAUUGUGGCCGCGUUUUGCAAGACUUGCAUUCCUGACAUAGCAUUUAAGAUUCUGACGUGGCUGGGCUAUUCAAACAGCGCAUUCAACCCGGUUAUCUACUCGAUUUUCAACACCGAGUUCCGAGAAGCCUUCCGCCGCAUCUUGGUAGCGCACGCUGGGCCUCUGUGCUGUUGUUGCUGCAACCAGUACGAGGUGGUCGCCCGUCGGCGGGCCCAGGCCGAUUUCGGGCCCCCCGCCCGCCGCUCGGGGCCCCCCAGUGCAAACGAGCACACGGCCUUCGAGCCGCUGCGGCCGAGCCGAGUCGAGUCGGCCGCCGAGCUGGACGAGGCGGACCCGACCAAGGCCGUCGACAUCUGACCCGCAACCGACCAAUCCGAGUGCACCACCACGAUUUAGGUGCGGAGAAAAAAAAAACGCUUUUAAAUGUGAGAAAAAAAUGACAAUUUGUUGAAAAUUCGGUGUACCUAAUAUAAAACUAGUGUUCUAUUUGCAAUAAUUUUUCGUUGAAAGAGUAAAAAUGUAUGGAAUAUUCAAGAGUGGAUAAAUAUGAAUGUAUUUCUGUCAAAUGUGGAAAAGGAAAAAUUAAUUCUAGUCCUUGAUGAAUGUGAUACGCCCAGGUCUGCUGUGCCAAAACCUGUUGUACCUAUUAAUAUAAUGUUACAAUGUUAAAUAAAAAACUGAAGUGUCCCUCUCGAUGUCAUAUCACUCAGAAACGAAGCUAUUCAGGGUAAACCUGCAUUUUUGGGAAGAAGUGAAUGAAAAAAAUUUAAGCGAAGAGCAAUAUGCUGCUAUAUAAAUAUAUAUUUGAAGUGUUUAUGUGUAGAUUCUUAUGCAUGUUUGGCGUUUUCGUUGAUCUAUAUAGUUGUUGAAAGGAAAAAUCAAUUCACAAAUCUAUUUCAUGGUCUUCUUGCCGCUCUCCUCCGUUAGGGAAAUAUGCAGGUAUUUAAAAAUGAUUUGACGUAGUUCAAAGAAGAGGGAAUUUCCGAAGAGACUGGGUUGCUCAAAGAGUUCUACGUGACCAAAAAAUGCAUAGAUGUUAAAAUAUGGAAAACUAUAAAGAGGAGGUUUUGUUGUAAUAA
Molecule: messenger RNA, 2355 nt
Organism: Neocloeon triangulifer
Lineage: Eukaryota; Metazoa; Arthropoda; Insecta; Ephemeroptera; Baetidae
Product: dopamine receptor 1-like
Exons: 7
Coding region: 443-1633 (396 amino acids)
Biological process (GO): adenylate cyclase-activating adrenergic receptor signaling pathway
Cellular component (GO): membrane
Molecular function (GO): G protein-coupled receptor activity
Source: RefSeq, a predicted model, not a curated record